Molecule: messenger RNA, 705 nt
Organism: Penicillium lagena
Lineage: Eukaryota; Fungi; Ascomycota; Eurotiomycetes; Eurotiales; Aspergillaceae
Product: GIG1 family protein
Exons: 2
Coding region: 1-705 (234 amino acids)
Biological process (GO): N-acetylglucosamine metabolic process
Cellular component (GO): cytoplasm
Source: RefSeq, a predicted model, not a curated record
AUGACCCAGCCACCACCGGCCUUUCAUCUCACCGAGCUUGACCACAAGCUGCUGGCCAUGAGCGACGCGGACUUUGUGCCGCACGACUGGGACGAGCUAAAGGACAUCAUCGCACGAGACGACCUCGGCGCACUGAAGAGGCGGCCCUCCGAUCUGCGCCGAUACCUGGCCUGGUCGCGGGACACCAAGGCGCGCUACGGCACCGUGAUGGAAUACAUCUGCCAGCGCCGGCUACACUGGCAGUCCGCGCCGACCUCACCCGCGGGCUCAGAAUCGGACGGGUCUAGCAGUGCCGCCACGCCCACUGCAGCUCCAGCGGGGACAGUCUUCGCCUUCAAGAACCCGGUCCCUUUUGCCGAUCCGGAGGAUUACAGGAUCCUUCGCAACGACUGGCCCUACGGUCUCAGUCCUGGCAUUUCGCACUUGGUCGUCUGGCUGCGCACGCCUAUUGCGGUCAAGUCGUCUGAGGGCCAUUUGACGGAUGAGUCGCGGGCACUGAUCGUGGCCUUUGUGCAGAAGAAAUUCGUGGCCCGCCUGGCCCAGGACCCCGAGCGGUUCCCAGACCCGCAGUCCCAUGUGAUGUGGUUUAAGAAUUGGGUUGGCCUCCAGAGCGUCAGGGCGUUGGAACAUGUCCACAUCCUGGUGCGCGAUGUGCCAGAGGAGAUCCUCUUGGAAUGGUCCGGGGAGUCGGCCCCGGAGCCAUAA